AUCAAAGUAUGGGAGGAUUGUAAGUCUACUAUAAGUUGGUUGUGCCUCUGCAAAGGCUUUUUGCAGGAUUGCUUACUACUAGACCACCUUUAGUUGUUAGUAGAAGGCGAAGCUUAUGUAACUUUUUUUUGCAUAAUAGCUAGAAUGAAGAAUCAUGGUGGUGUUGGACAUGAGAUGAUUGUACUCCUACAAUGAUUAUGAUUGGGCAAAUAGUUCUCUAUCAAAUAAAGUGACAAUCCCUUGAGGUGAUUGUGCUUCAACGAGGACCAUGAGUUGGAUAAUUAAUCAUUGACCAAUUACAGCAAUUAGCAUGGCUCUCGAGGCAAUUAGUUUCAGUGAGGUGAUUGUGUUCCUACAAGGGUUUAUGUACCGAGAAGUCAGGCCUGGACCUGAUGAAGUGACUGAUAAUAUUAGGUGAUUGUGUUUCAAUAAGGUUGGCGAAUAAGCAAUUUUCUUUUUAAAUUAAGAAAAGGUAAUAUAUGGGCUAAAAUCUUACUAUGUAUUAUGUGGUAUACUGGGCUUUCACAGCCCAAACGUUAUAAACACUUUUUUGGUGUUUUUCUUGAAAUUACUAAUCAGCUACUUGAGGUUGAGGAACCCUCCUCGGCAAAAAUACUAACUUUAAGCUUGUAACCCAUUUUAAUCUAUGAAAAAUGGCGAGUUUCGGAAAGUUCAGAUGGAUUUCGAGACGCUUUACGGCACACCCUUCAGCUCCUUUGCGCAUUUGUGUAGUUGGUAGUGGGCCGGGGGGAUUUUACACUGCUGAGAAGAUACUGAAGGCACAUGAAAAAGUGGAAGUUGAUGUUAUUGAUCGAUUGCCGACGCCAUUUGGAUUGGUGCGGUCUGGUGUUGCACCUGAUCAUCCUGAAACAAAGAUAGUGACCAAUCAGUUCUCUCGGGUUGCACAAAAUGAACGUUGUUCAUUCUUUGGGAAUGUGUGUCUUGGAUCCUCCGUAACUUUGCCUGAGCUACGUGAGAUGUAUAAUGCGGUGGUGUUGGCAUAUGGCGCUGAAAGCGACAGAUGUCUUGGUAUUCCUGGGGAGGAGUUGGCUGGUAUAUACGCCGCUAGAGAGUUUGUUUGGUGGUAUAAUGGGCAUCCAGACUGCAGAAAUCUUGAUCCAGACUUGAAAAGCACUGAUACUGCUGUUAUUUUUGGUCAGGGUAAUGUCGCUCUUGAUGUUGCUCGAAUUCUUCUACGUCCAACAGCAGAAUUGGCAAGAACAGAUAUUGCCUCCCAUGCGUUGGCUGCUUUAGAAGAGAGUUCUAUAAGGAAAGUUUAUUUGGUUGGAAGACGUGGACCAGUACAAGCUGCCUGUACUGCAAAAGAACUACGAGAAGUUCUUGGAAUUAAGGAUUUGCAUAUUCAUAUCCAACCAGCUGAUCUAGUUACAACACCAGCUGAUGAGAUAGAAAUGAAGAAUAACAGGAUAAGGAAGCGGGUGUACGAAUUGCUCUCCAAGGCAGUCACACCAGCGCAUGCUCCUUAUCCUGGUGAACGUGAACUCCAUUUUGUCUUCUUCCAUAAACCAGACAAGUUUUUAGAAUCAAAUGAUAGAAGUGGUCAUCUUGGUGGUGUUCAGCUUGAGAAGACUAUACUUAAAGCUUUUGUAGGAGAUGAUGAAUUAGUAAAGCAAGUUGCAGUUGGCACAGGAGUUUAUGCGGAAAUAUCAUGCGGGUUAUCACUGAAGAGUAUUGGUUACAAAUCAAUAGCUAUUGAUGGUUUACCCUUUGAUAGCGAUAAAGGAAUUGUUCCAAAUGUUGGAGGCCGUGUGUUGGCUGAUGCUUCAAAAGAUCAUAUGCAAUACGACACGGGCUUAUAUGUGUGUGGAUGGUUGAAGAGAGGACCAACCGGAAUUAUUGGCACAAACCUUUAUUGUGCUGAAGAAACUCUUGCAUGCAUCUCAGACGAUGUUGACAAGGGAAUAUUAACGUCCAACUCACCCAAGCCUGGGAGAGACGGCCUCUUGCAGUUGUUAGACAGUAGGAAUACCAGAGUUGUAACCUUUGAUGCCUGGGAAAAAAUUGACACUGAAGAGAAAAGGCGCGGAAACUUGAAAAAUAGACCAAGAGAAAAGCUGACCACUUGGGAAGAGCUACUCAAAGUUGCGAGUGAAUGAGGCAGUUUUGUUCACAAAAUUAUAUGUUCAAUUCCCUGCCCAUUUGGUUUCAACUGAUAGGUGUGCAAUCUUUCUCCAUCAGCUCCGGACGAAGAAGAACAAUUUUCGUCCGAAAUAUUUCCUACAAAUGAAUGCAAGAAUGCUUUCUGAAAAUCGUUGCAGCUAGAGAAGGAUUGUCCGAAUCCCCAACGGUCAACCUAUCAAUAUACAUACAUUUUGGAGAAACUUAAAGCUGAACUUGAGACAGAGUACAUUCAAAUUGUUGUUUUUGUACAAGGAUUCGACCAUGUUCUGGUCCGUUGUCAGAUACAUGGUACGUAGUCUCCUAGCUCUGGGAUUCAUUUUUAUGCUGACAUAUACCACAUCUGUAAUAAAGAGAUGGAUACCUGAAACAUAGACAUAUAUCAUCACUUUUGUCUGAGAUGAAUGUUUUUAACCUUGGACAGAGUAUUCAUGAAACGGUGCUGUCUUUUGCUAUAUUUUUGUAGUAUAUUCGCAAAUUCUACCACUCACCCAGAAUCAAGAAUCUUGGUUGGCAAUUGUUACGGCAAAGUUGUACAACUCAUUUAGUUGAAAAGAAUAAAGAAGUAGUGCCAAAUCGUCCUUCUGCUAGGCG
Messenger RNA from Sesamum indicum (sesame), 2733 nucleotides. RefSeq names its product Pyridine nucleotide-disulfide oxidoreductase family protein. Gene Ontology annotation, molecular function: oxidoreductase activity. Lineage: Eukaryota; Viridiplantae; Streptophyta; Magnoliopsida; Lamiales; Pedaliaceae. The record is from RefSeq and is a predicted model, not a curated record.